AAGUUGGCACUAGCAAUGUUUAUGUUUCAGUUCCAAUGCUGUGGUGCAAACACUUACAUUGACUGGGAAAAUAAUAUUUACUUCAAUUGUUCCUCCAUAAGUUAUGAAGCAUGUUCAGUUCCUUACUCAUGUUGUGUGCUACAUGAUAAUGACAGUUCAGUAUUGGACACUUUCUGUGGAUUUGGAGUUUUAAAACAACAGGAACUUGAAGCCAAAGAAACAAUCUACACGACUGGAUGUAUUCAUGCAAUAACUGAGUGGAUUCACCAACAUUUGUUCUUACUUGCUGCACUUGGUAUUGCAAUGGUUGUGCCGCAGAUUGUGGGAAUAUGCAUUUCAAGAAUCUUACUUCUGCAAAUAAAAGACCAACAGUUCUACGCUGACCUUCGAGAAAAAGUUGAAUCAUUGCAACUAAUGCAAGUUCAUACUUAAGUUGCCUAUUUUUCUGUGUUUGGGGUUAAAUGUUUUGGUUAAGUGCCUUCUAGGUUGGUUUUGUGAAGUCAGAACUUCUAGGGCUAUAAGUUAAUUCAUAUAUAGCAAAGUUAGCAUUUCCUAAAUAAUCUUGUUAAAAAAAAAGUCCUGAGUAGGUAGUAGGUUUCAAUUGUCAUAUAAGAAUAGAUUUAGUUAUCAAAUAGACAUCAUAUAUUAUGUGUAAACAAUUAUGUAGUUGCUGUGUAGUUUAUUAGUUUUGCUUGCUUCUUGUGUUUCGCCAACAUUCUGUAAUCUUAUUUGUUCCUUUGCUUGCGAAAAGCACUUUCAUACG
Molecule: messenger RNA, 763 nt
Organism: Ciona intestinalis (vase tunicate)
Lineage: Eukaryota; Metazoa; Chordata; Ascidiacea; Phlebobranchia; Cionidae
Source: RefSeq, a predicted model, not a curated record